Molecule: messenger RNA, 1488 nt
Organism: Pteropus alecto (black flying fox)
Lineage: Eukaryota; Metazoa; Chordata; Mammalia; Chiroptera; Pteropodidae
Gene: CDK15
Product: cyclin dependent kinase 15
Exons: 14
Coding region: 94-1248 (384 amino acids)
Biological process (GO): protein phosphorylation
Cellular component (GO): cytosol; cytoplasm; nucleus
Molecular function (GO): ATP binding; cyclin-dependent protein serine/threonine kinase activity; cyclin binding
Source: RefSeq, a predicted model, not a curated record
GUUUCUUGCACUGAUGAGGAAAAAUUGCUGAAGUCAUGAGGCUGCUCCAGGCAGAACUCUCAUCUAACAGACCUAAAAGAAGCAUCAUGUUCCAUGACUUCAUUUCACCCCAGGGGACUUCAGGCUGUCCGUGACCGGAAGUUCAAGAGUAAAAGGCCACGGAGUAACAGUGAUUCUUUUCAGGAAGGGGAUCUGAAGCAAGGUUUUCAGUGGAGAAAGAGCCUCCCUUUUGGAGCAGCUUCAUCUUACUUGAACUUGGAGAAACUGGGUGAAGGUUCUUAUGCUACAGUUUACAAAGGGAUUAGCAGGAUAAACAGACAACUUGUGGCUUUAAAAGUCAUCAGCAUGAAUGAAGAAGAGGGAGUCCCCUUUACAGCUAUCCGGGAAGCUUCUCUUUUGAAGGGUUUGAAACACGCCAAUAUUGUGCUGCUGCAUGACAUAAUCCACACCAAAGAGACGCUGACGUUUGUUUUUGAAUACAUGCACACAGACCUGGCCCAGUACAUGUCUCAGCACCCAGGAGGGCUUCAUCCUCACAACGUCAGGCUUUUCAUGUUUCAACUUUUGCGGGGCCUGGCGUACAUCCACCACCAACACGUUCUUCACAGGGACCUGAAGCCUCAGAACUUACUCAUCAGUCACCUGGGAGAGCUCAAACUGGCUGAUUUUGGUCUUGCUCGGGCCAAGUCCAUUCCCAGCCAGACUUACUCUUCAGAAGUUGUGACUCUUUGGUACCGCCCUCCUGAUGCCUUGCUGGGAGCCACUGAAUAUUCCUCUGAACUGGACAUAUGGGGUGCAGGCUGCAUCUUUAUUGAAAUGUUCCAGGGUCAACCUUUGUUUCCUGGGGUUUCCAGCAUCCUUGAACAGCUGGAGAGGAUCUGGGAGGUGUUGGGAGUCCCUACAGAGGAUACUUGGCCUGGAGUUUCCAAACUACCUAACUACAAUCCAGAAUGGUUCCCACUGCCCAAGCCUCAAAGCCUUCAGAAGGUCUGGAACAGGUUGGGCAGGGUUCCUGAAGCUGAAGACCUGGCCUCACAUAUGCUGAAAGGCUUUCCCAGAGACCGUGUCUCUGCCCAGGAAGCCCUGGUUCAUGAUUAUUUCAGCGCCCUGCCGUCUCAGCUGCACCAGCUUCCCGAUGAGGAGUCUUUGUUUACAGUUUCAGGAGUGCAGCUGAAACCAGAAAUGUGUGACCUUUUGGCCUUGUACCAGAAAGGUCACCACCCAGCCCAGUUUAGCAAAUGCUGGUGAAGAGAAAGGAUGACAUCGCCAAGAUUCUUCCAGGGCUACAUUACUGCCGUUUCAGUUUUAACUUGCUUUAGCUACCAAGAAGCUUCAAAUUAACUCCACACUGGACCAAGGGUUUUAUACCAUCACCUGUGACCUGAAAUGUUUUAAAUAUGAUGUCCAAGGCAAUGUUACAUAACACUUGAAGAAAAAGCAAUGGAAAGUUAUUGCUGUUGUCAUUUGCCUAGAAUUUCACAGUGAUUG